Messenger RNA from Folsomia candida, 776 nucleotides. RefSeq names its product 60S ribosomal protein L19 (gene RpL19). The coding region runs from base 139 to 717 and encodes 192 amino acids. Gene Ontology annotation, molecular function: structural constituent of ribosome; RNA binding. Gene Ontology annotation, cellular component: cytosolic large ribosomal subunit; ribosome. The transcript has 5 exons. The record is from RefSeq and is a predicted model, not a curated record. Gene Ontology annotation, biological process: translation. Lineage: Eukaryota; Metazoa; Arthropoda; Collembola; Entomobryomorpha; Isotomidae.
GCCAUCUGUGCGAAGGAAAGGAGAUUUUUUCCACCACCAUCAGCAGAACGUGCAUGCUGCUCGGCUGUUGCCUACUUGUCCCAUUCUCCCGGAAUUCUCGAUAUUUAGACAAGAAAACGUGUUGGAGAAAGACCGACAAUGAGUAGCUCGCUAAAGUUGCAGAAGCGGUUGGCCGCCUCGGUCCUUCGCUGCGGAAAGAAGAAGGUCUGGUUGGAUCCCAAUGAAACGGCCGAGAUCUCUGCUGCUAAUUCCAGACAGUACAUCCGGAAAUUGGCCAAGGAUGGUCUUAUCAUCAGAAAGCCGGUGGCCGUUCACUCGAGAGCACGCGUCCGCGCCAACACGGAGGCGAGGCGAAAAGGGAGACAUUGUGGCCCCGGAAAGAGGAAAGGUACCGCCAACGCCCGCAUGCCUGAAAAACUCCUCUGGAUCAAGAGAAUGAGAGUCCUCCGUCGCCUCCUUAAGAAAUACAGAGAAGCAAAAAAGAUCGAUCGCCAUCUGUAUCAGAACCUUUACCUCAAAGUCAAGGGUAACGUAUUCAAAAACAAACGAGUUUUGAUGGAAUUCAUUCACAAGAAGAAGGCAGAAAAUGCCAGAUCUAAGAUGUUGAAUGACCAAGCCGAAGCUCGUAGAAGUAAAGUUAAGGAAGCCAGGAAGCGACGUGAUGAACGUAAGGCAGUUAAACAAGCUGAAAUUCUCGCUGCUGCCCAGAAGGAAUAAAUUGAAUUGUUAAUUAAACUUCUGAUAAUAAAACGUCGACUCUUUUAUGUUGAAAUGAA